AUGAAGGUCCUCACCUUCUCUCUUCUGCUCGUCUUUGUGGGUCUGGUCGCUGCGUGGUCCAAAGAAGACUACGAGAUCUUCAAUCUGAGGGAUGAGGUGGCCCGCUCUGAAGGUGCCAAUGUGACUUUCUACGAUUUCCUUGAGAUUCGUCCGAAUGCCAACCAGGAGCAAAUCACCAAGGCCUACCGCACCAAGUCGCGCACUCUGCACCCGGAUAAGGUGAAGCGCUCCUUCAUCGCCAAUUACUCCAAGGACAAAGCCAAUGCCAAGUCCAAGCAGGGCGUCAAUGUCUCCACUGGUCCCUCGAAGCGCCAGAUCGAUGCUGCCGUCAAGGCUGCUACCGAGCGUUCCAGUCGCUUGAACCUCGUCGCCAAUGUCCUGCGUGGCCCCGGCCGUGAGCGCUACGAUCAUUUCCUGAAAAAUGGCUUUCCCCUCUGGAGGGGCACCGGAUACUACUACUCACGCUUCCGUCCCGGUCUGGGAUCCGUGCUGAUGGGUCUAUUCCUUGUCUUCGGUGGUGCUGCCCAUUACGGCGCUCUCUAUUUGGGCUGGAAGCGCCAGCGCGAGUUUGUCGAUCGGUACAUUCGUCAGGCACGUCGGGCUGCUUGGGGUGAUGACAUGGGUAUCCCGGGUAUCAACUCGGUUGCCGCGUCUGCUCCUGCGCCUGCUCCCGAAGCUGAGGGCGGUGCGGUUGCCAUGAAUCGUCGCCAGAAGCGGAUGAUGGACAAGGAGAACCGUAAGGAGAGCCGGAGACCGAAGCCAAGCCCGCGUCCAUCAGGCACAUCCACGCCUACUGAUCCUACGGAGCCUGUCACCUCCACUGGGGAGCGGAAGCGGGUCGUUGCCGAGAAUGGCAAGGUCUUGAUUGUGGACUCCAUCGGCAACGUCUUCUUGGAAGAGGAGAAUGAGGAGGGUGAAAAGCAGGAGUUCUUGCUCGAUGUUGACGAAAUUCAACGACCCUCUAUUCGUGACACCAUGGUGUUCCAGCUCCCUAUCUGGUGCUUCAAGAGAUCUGUUGGCCGUAUCAUGGGCACUUCUGAGGCCCCCGAAGAGGAAGACCAAGAGGUAGAGCCUGCCGAUGAGGUUCUCGAGGCGACCGCGACCUCGAAAUCGGGGUCGAGCAGAAAGCGCAACAAGCGUUCCCAGCGAUCUUGA
Messenger RNA from Penicillium maclennaniae, 1155 nucleotides. RefSeq lists its product as uncharacterized. Gene Ontology annotation, cellular component: endomembrane system. The coding region runs from base 1 to 1155 and encodes 384 amino acids. The transcript has 3 exons. Lineage: Eukaryota; Fungi; Ascomycota; Eurotiomycetes; Eurotiales; Aspergillaceae. The record is from RefSeq and is a predicted model, not a curated record.